Molecule: messenger RNA, 447 nt
Organism: Pseudogymnoascus verrucosus
Lineage: Eukaryota; Fungi; Ascomycota; Leotiomycetes; Thelebolales; Thelebolaceae
Exons: 2
Coding region: 1-447 (148 amino acids)
Source: RefSeq, a predicted model, not a curated record
AUGGUCGGAGGUAUCCAUGAUGAUAUCAUCCCUGACUCUGACGACAAGAGUAUUGUAGAUGCUGAUGCGGACUCUAAUUAUGGAUUAGACGCCAUAGACGGCGAAUUGGGCACCGUCGACAAGACAUUCUCCGGUGUUCCGGUCCAGAUACCUCACGUCGAAACCGAUGUGACAGAUUCUAGACCCGUGUCAGAGUUGAAAGUAACAACGUCUGCGACUUUCACAUCCUCGCCAUCCAGGAACAAUAGUAAGAAGAUAAACGAUAGCGAGAAGAGCAACGACACCAAGAAGAUCAAUGGCAGCGAGAAGAGCAACUACAGCAAAAAGAACCAAGCAACAGCAAGAAAGAACCAAGGAGUACCGCUAGCAAGGAGUAUCGAUCCCAGCACCCAAGUCUUCAAAGCGCAUAGCACAGUUCUGCAACUUGAGGGCAGUACUGUUUACUAA